Molecule: messenger RNA, 12234 nt
Organism: Erpetoichthys calabaricus (reedfish)
Lineage: Eukaryota; Metazoa; Chordata; Cladistia; Polypteriformes; Polypteridae
Product: zinc finger protein Xfin-like
Exons: 3
Coding region: 223-5670 (1815 amino acids)
Biological process (GO): negative regulation of transcription by RNA polymerase II; regulation of immune system process; regulation of cytokine production
Source: RefSeq, a predicted model, not a curated record
AUGAGCCCACGACAUUGGUAGCUGAGUGCUUCCGGAAGUGCUCAAUGGUCAAAUAAAUGGAACUGUGCUGCUCGUGCACGGUUUUAAGUGUUCCUGUUAUUUGAGGCAGUGGGUAGAAGUAUGUCAGUAAAAGAGUAAAACUGCUGACAUGGCAAAUGACAGCAUUCAUAUUUGUGAACUGGGAAAGACGUGAAGCAAAAUAACAGCAAAACGAUUCCCAAAAUGUAUUUGCAAGUGCCAACUGAAAAUCAUCCGGUAAAGCAGCUACAUCCACUGUCUGAAAUGAACAGCUGCCUCGAAGCGCACCAUACCAGUUCAUACCCGCAUACAGCUGCAUCAUACACUUUGUUUACAGACGGUUCACCUACAGACUUUAAAACUGAAAAGGAGCAGCGGGACAUUGAAAAUAUAAGCCACUGCAAAUUGGUUCAUCAGUGUACUGUGUGUCAGAAGUCCUUCAAAUUUGCAUCAAAACUUGAACGCCAUUAUUUAAUUCACACAGGACAAAAACCCUUUACCUGCUUGGUUUGUGGGCGAGCAUUUAGGCAGUCCAUUCAUUUAAAAAAGCAUCAGGAAACACACCUCAGAUGGGAUCCCUUUAAGGAUAAUCUUCAAGAUUUCUUCAGUGGGAAUGACCCUGCAGAUGCCUUAUAUAGUGAAACGAGUACUGUGGGUCCUCAGUAUGGCUUCACGCAUUCUGGUUCUUUGCAGCUGUAUACUGCACUUCAGGACCCUAAACCAUCUAAACCACUAGAACUUAAUAUCGGUGUGGCCCCAAGUGAUGUAAAUGGGAUUAAUUGGAUUGAUUUCAGUGCUUGCGAAGUAUCUGAUUGGCCAGGAUCAGAAACUGAUACCUCCAUCAAGCAAAUACUUCAGGAGCAUCGGUUCAACUCUGCAAGAGAAGGGAAAGGAGGGAGACAGAAGAGGAAAGCACACCAGUGCUCAGUGUGCCUGAAAUGCUUCAACUCACCAUAUAAGCUUCAGAGACACUUCCUCAUUCAUACUGGACAGAAGCCUUUUGAGUGUUCAACCUGCACAAAAUCGUUCAGACAGCUUGUGCAUUUAAAGCUACACAUGCGCAUCCACACAAAGUCAGGUACUUCACAGUGGUUGCAAAGUGGAGAGUCUGAAUGUGUAAGAAUCAAUAGCAGUUGUGAGAUUCAAGGUAAGCUAUCAAAGCUAGAAGGAAAUUCUCUGCAGGACUCAAUUCCAGAAAGCGGAAAGGAUCAUGUCUUGUCUUCUGAUCACCAUGAUGAAACUGGUCUUGGCAGAAGUAAAGAUGAAAGAUAUGAAGCUCUUGAAAGAAACAUUACAACUGUGCAGAAUCCUCAUUGCAAAUCUGUAAAAGGAGAUCGAAAAAAACACCAGUGCAGUGUAUGCUCAAAAUGUUUUAAUUCUCCUUCCAAACUAAGCAGACAUUAUCUUAUUCAUACCGGCCAGAGGCCUUUCCACUGUGUAAAAUGUGGCAAAACUUUCAGGCAGAUGACACAUUUAAAAGUUCAUCAAGGAACUCACGAAAACUACAAGGAUCAUGGGCGGAUUUUUGAACCAGGGAGAAACAAAGACUUGAAUAAUCCCCCGAGUCCUGUACAAAAUAAAUCGGAUUAUCUUGCCACACCCACCACUCAAAUAACUUCUGUAGUCCAUUUUCAUCAAUUUCAGCAACAGGAGUAUAAACAGGAGCCUGCUUACUCUGAGAAUCAGCAGAAUAACGACAGUGGUGUUGUCAAUGACCUUGGGGAUCUGAAAAUGGUUAAGACAAGCUGUAAACUUAAAACCGAAUAUGAGACAUUUGACUGUGCUACAGACGAGAUGGAGGCAACUGGAGAAAAAAGGCAGAAAGUAAAUCGGUGUAAUGUAUGUUUGAAAUCUUUUAAGUUUGCCUCAAAAUUGGAACGCCACAAGCUCAUCCAUGCUGGUUUAAAACCAUUUAAAUGUCCAGAGUGUGGAAUUGCUUUCAGGCAGGCAGCUCAUUUGAAAAAGCAUCAAGUAAAACAUUCAAAAACUAAUGUAGAUGUCAAAUUUUCUUUGUACAAAUUUAGCCUUGCUGUUCCCCAAGAUGGCUGUACUGAAAGUCACGACUUGCUAUGCAAGUUUCCUGCAGAUGCCGAUGCUUGUAAAAAGGAGCAAGACAGUACAGAUGGGUCCUCCUUUAAGCUAUGUUCUUAUGAGGGUCACGUAAGCAAUGAAUUGUUGCAAGUGGAGCAGCUUGACCUCAACAUUAUUGUAAAACCCGAGGAGAUGACUGAUCCUUGGACUGUUAAUGAUAUGAAUGCGACUACCCCAACAACAUCUGAGCAGAGUGUUGUCAAUGAGUUAUCCCAGCAAAGGCCUGAAAGAGACUGCUUUAAUAAAAAGUCAUUGGCUAAGGCCAGCAAGAAACUUCAUCAAUGCAUUGUGUGCUUCAAAUUCUUCUCUUCUCCCUAUAAACUUCAACGACAUUUCCUAAUACAUACUGGCCAGCGGCCAUUUGAGUGUUCUGAUUGCCAGAAGACUUUUAGACAGCUGGAACAUUUAAAACUCCAUAAACGUACUCAUUCAACGUCCCAUUUAUCUCGGACAUUGUUAAAAAAAGAAGCAAAUGUGAAAAUCCUAGUGUCACAGCAGAAGACCUGUACUAAGGAGAAUCCUACUCGGGUGAAAUCUGAAGAAUUCUUGCCAGAAAAAGACUCUGGAGAGUACGAUGUAGAAAUAUCUAAACAGCCUACUGAUAUGGAUAAUGUUCAAAACAAAUAUUCCAAAAUUGGGACAAGUUCUAUGACUUCUGAGAAUUUAGCAUCUGGAAAGUUAUUUCGCAUGCAUGGGUAUGAGCAGCCUCACAGGCACAGUAAAAUGAUGAAGAGGAGGACACAUCAAUGCUCUUUCUGCUGCAAAUGUUUUAACUGUCCAUCUAAGCUGCAGAGACAUUAUCUAACCCAUACAGGCCAAAAGCCAUUCAAGUGCUUUUCUUGUGGUAAGCAGUUUAGACAGGCUGUUCACCUGAAAGUUCAUCAGCGGACACAUGACAAAUGGCGGACAUUCAAAAGUUUAUUACAACAACAAAAGUUUAUAAAGUGCAGAAGCAAUGAAAUGGGCUCUGGUAUCAGCAGCCUCUCUGAUGUCUCUCAGCCUGAAGAUCCUCAUGACAAUAACACUGAAAAAAGUAGGCCCGAGUUGGUAAGUUUAAAUGAAACAGGCCUCACAUCAGCAAUGGGUCAAGAGGAGCAGAACCUUGAAAGCCAAAAUGCUGCCAGCAGUGUUAAAAGAGUCUAUCAGUGCUCAACAUGUCAAAAGUGUUUCAGUGCUCCAUCACAGUUGCAGAGACACUGGCUCAUUCAUACUGGCCAAAGGCCAUUUGAGUGUAAUUUUUGUCAUCGGGCAUUUAGACAAGCAUCACAUUUAAAAGCUCAUCAUCACACUCAUAGGGAGUUAAGGGCCUUAAGAAGUGGUAGUCUUCAUACCAGACUGACAGUGCUAAAGAAACACAUAGCUCCUCCUGCUAGCAAUGGUAGCCUUUGUGAUAAUUUAGAGACUUGUAGUCCUCAAGAUUUAAAUGUGCAUCAUUUUCCACCUGUAAUGGAAGACAUCCUUUCAUUGGAUGUGGAAAAACUAAAAACAGGCCAGCCGAGUUUAAUAGGAACUGCCAAGUUAGGUCUGAAAUCAAAUUUGAUCAAGACUAGCGAGGAGGAGACUCCACAGCAUCAAAGUGACACUGAGAAAAUGAGUUUAAGAAUGCAACUGCAUCAGUGCUGCUUUUGCUUCAAAAUUUUUGACUGCCCUUCCAAACUUAACCGGCAUUAUCUUUCACAUACUGGACAGAAGGCUUUCAGAUGUUUUGUUUGUGGAAGAAAAUUUCGCCAAUUAACACAUUUAAAAAGGCAUCAGCAAAGUCACAGCCGAAAGAGAAUCAUCAGAGAUUGCAGUCCGCAGAAGAGGCAUUUGGUGGCUGGUACAGGUACAGGCAGUGAGCAACAGAUUGAGGAGCCUGACCACUGCUGGCCUGGUAAUGAACUGAACAUUGAAAAUGAGAAGCACUUUGAGGUUGGGUAUCUCUGUUCCAAAGAAAGUACUGUUGAUGGUCAGAGAUUUGAUGAAAGUGGGAGUAUAAUAGGAGAACUGAUUUUAGCAAACCAGAUGCUUGCUUCCGAAGACCUUGAAAAUGUCCAAGGCAGCAAAAAACGUUAUCACUGUCCAGAAUGUCAGAAAUGUUUUGAUGCUCCAUCUCGACUAGAACGGCAUUACCUAAUUCAUACUGGUCAAAGACCCUUUAAGUGCAGUUUGUGUUCUAAAGCAUUUCGUCAGUUGUCACAUUUAAAAAUGCAUCAACGCACUCAUGGGGAAUGUAUAUCAGUAAGUGGAUCUUCUAAUUUGGGGUCUUUACAUGCAGAGACAUAUAAUUCUGGAGAUCAAUCAUUAAUGCUAAAUUCUAGGGAGCCUACACAAAGCCAAAAACAGGAAGAGAUGGAUGCCAGCUGUGGAUCCUGUGUGACAAGCGAAGAGCCCCCUGAUCAACUGUCUAAUUAUAGCCUAGGCAUAAGCCAUAAAUCCUUUGGAGGAAAGCCAUACGAAUGCUCUGUUUGUUCAAAAACAUUCAACUCCCCUUCCAAACUGGAAAGACAUUUUCUUAUUCAUACUGGUUUGAAACCUUUUAAAUGUUACAUAUGCACCAAGUUGUUUCGACAGCUCUGUCACCUACAGAACCAUCUGAACACCCACACUGAGUGGAAGGUCUGCUCCAAUUCACAGACUGACUUUAAUAAUCUGCAUUUUAGUCAUCAAGAAGAAAGUCCAUCAAAUUCAAAGGAUGCCAUUUCCGAUUUUAAUGGAUUAUUAGAAACCUCCUUUCAGGAGCAAACAGAACAGGCUUCAGAAAACUCUAAACCUGUUUUAUGCCAUUUAACUCUUGAGACAGACAAGGCGGCAAAUGGUAUAUGCCUUCCUCAUUCUUUCCUAGAGAAGAGAACUUUAACUUCAAAUGUAAAUGUUGCAAAAUCUUCAGUGAAGUGUAAAAAUGAUUUGAUUUACCAAUGCUCAGACUGUCAAAAAUGCUUUUCUUCACCAUCAAAACUUGGAAGACACCAACUAAUUCAUGGUAGGGAGAAGCCUUUUGAGUGCUCAGUCUGCAACAAGAUGUUCAGACAGGCUGCUCAUUUAAAAGUGCAUCAGCGCGUCCAUGCAAAAUGGUUUGAGGCUGUACCUCCACCUGAGUUUAAUGAUGAAAGCAGUCACAGGGCUGAAGAUCAUAUUCCAGGUGGACUGCAGACCCCUGUUUGUGUGAUGGAGUUUGAAGGUGUUUCAACUCCUUUAACGGAGAAUGCUGGUGAAGCAAUGUUAUUGGAGCAGCAAGAAGACAUUGGAUUAAGUUCACAAUCCAAAUACACACAAGACUACUUGUGUUCAACCAGUCUUAAUCGGAGGAUGCACUGUAUUCAGUGUGCCAAGCUUUUCAGCACAGAAAGAGAACUUCUGCUACAUAAGUGCCAGGCUUGUGAUGCAAAGGUGACAGAGAAAAAUUCAAACAGGAGCCCUUAUCAGUGUGCUGUGUGCUUUAAAAGUUUCAAUUCUCCAUCAAAGUUUAAAAGACAUUAUCUUAUUCAUACUGGACAAAGACCCUUUGAAUGCACAGUUUGCAACAAGACAUUUACACAGUCCUGUCAUUUAAAAACACACCAGCUGACACAUUUUAAAUAACUUCAGUAUUAUUACUAAUAAAGGUGCAAAACCAUUCUGCUCCUCAUUUCAAAUUACUUGAUGGCAGGACAUCUUUUGGCAAUAUUGUCUUUGUAUUCAAGUAAGUGUGAUGCAAUUUGUUCAUUUUACAGAUCUUUUUGAGUGUGGCAUGUGUUCUUGUGCUUUAUAGCAGAUGCAGUAGAACCUCUAGUUACACAAGGGAUAAAUUCCACAGUACCAAAUAUACAGGAAAUUCUCAUGUAGUGAAGUUCUUAGACAACGUGUUACACUGACUGUAGCAAUCCUGGUUACACCUGUGCACUCUAAUAUGUGCAGAAUGCAUUUACAUCAGUAGCUUUAAGUGCAACAUACCCAUGACUUGGGCUUGACAUGCAAGGCUGCACCAGAGGAUUAGAAAAAGCAAACCUGCAGUUCACAAAAAUCACGAGAGAGCACAAGUGGUGCACUUCUCACUGCUAGAGGUGCUGUGUGUAGUGACGAAUGUGUGGAAAUACAGGUUCAAGAAGUGCACAUCUUGCUGUUUCUCACAACAGUGCACACCAGGAUGAGUGACACAAAGCAAGAGUAUCCCUAGGAGCAUGUCCUGUUGUUUAUGGGGUGCUCUGAAUGAGACAGAGUGAAACACGAGUAAAAUGUCCCUCUCUCUUUCUUGUUCCAUUGGGACCAAUAGUGAUUGUGAGAGCAGCAGAGGUGCAGCCCCAUCUUUUUCGCACUACCACAUGAAGUAGUGAGAGAGAGAGAGAGAGAGAGAUGGUAGGUGCGUGAAAGGCCCGUCUUGUACCAUCUUAAAAAAUGCACUUCACUUAUACUGAUUUUAAUCUUGGUAUACGGAUGGGUCUUGGAUUACAACAAUUUUAAGUCAUCAUAAUGGUAUAAAAGUCCCUUAUUUUCCUAUUUAAGUGGAUUUCUAUGAUGGAUUUUAGUUGCUUAAUUUUUUCCCCUUAUUAAUAAAUGAAACUAGUUUUGAAAUAUAGUAUAUGAAUAUGUAGCAGCCAUAACUAAUGGUAAAACAUACUGCAAUACAGUAUUACACAUACUUUGUGACUUUGUCCAAGAGUCAAGUGAAGUAAAUGGCAGCCACUCGGCACGCUUCACCACAGGUAAGCCGAUCAAUCAACAACUUUUCAUUUAGCGGAGUGGUAGAAGAUACUUCUUGUCAUUCCCAGUAUCCUAAAUAAACAUCAUAGCCAUGUCGUCUCAGGGAGUACAGUUGCUGGCAGGCAAGGUGACACUUGCAAUGACCACAUGCAGCUCACAUCUUAGAAAAGACAAAUAUUGCAUGUUUAUUUGUUAUUAACAACUGUAGGAUAUUUAAACAAAGUUGACAUAAUGGACAUAACUAUUGGUUGACUUUAGAUUAAAUUAGCACAUUAAAAAAAAAAAAGACGAGCAGGCCAUUCAUCCCAGCAUAGUUUGCCAAUCCCAUCCACUCAAUCCUUCAAAAAUAACUUCUUGUUUUAAAAGUCCCGAGAGUCCUACUGUUCACCACACUAUGCGGUCACUUACAGCAUGUUUCCAUGGUUCUGGGAGUGUUGAAAAUCUUGAUAACAUUUCCAACCGUAUUCAUGUGUAUUGGAUUAACUUGUUUUAAAGUAACAGUCUCAAUCCACUGGACUAAUUCCCAUCAUAAUUUUAAACAUUUCAAACAUCCAUUUUCCAACCCGCUGAAUCCGAACACAGGGUCACGGGGGUCUGCUGGAGCCAAUCCCAGCCAACACAGGGCACAAGGCAGGAACCAAUCCUGGGCAGGGUGCCAACCCACUGCAGGACACACACAAACACACCCACACACCAAGCACACACCAGGGCCAAUUUAGAAUCGCCAAUCCACCUAACCUGCAUAUCUUUGGGCUGUGGGAGGAAACCGGAGCGCCCGGAGGAAACCCACACAGACACGGGGAGAACAUGCAGACUCCAUGCAGGGAGGACCCGGGAAGCGAACCCAGGUCUCCCAACUGCAAGGCAGCAGCGCUACCCACUGCGCUACCGUGCCGCCCCAAUCAUGUCUCCUCUUAAUCUCCUUUUACUUAAAAUGAAAAACCUCAGCUCUAAUAUUUCCUCAUAAUUUAUCCCCCGCAGUUUUAAAUCAAUCGAGUCUUUCUUCUUUAGACCUUUUUCUACUCAGUCUGUCUUUUUUGUAGUGUGUAGACCAAAACUGAACAUAAUACUCCAAAUGAGGCCUUAGCAGUGCAUUAUACAUUUUAAGGAUCACCUCCUUUGACUUGUAUUCUACACACCAGGGUGCUAUAUAACAUAAGAUACUGUUAGUCUUGUUAAUGGCUUCAGAACAAUGUUUGGCAGUUGUUACUGUCAAGUCCAAUAUGACUCUGCAAUCCUCAUAAGGUGUACUUUAAAAUUUUCAUACCUCCCAUUAUGUAUUCAAAAGUAACAUUUUAUUUCAUACAUGUAAUACUUUAAAUUUACUGAUCUCAAAUUUCAUCUGCCACAAAUUUGCCUAAGCCUGUCAGCUGUACAAGUCUGUCUGUGAUGAUUCUAUGAAUUCUUGAGUAUCUGCCAAUGCACCAAGUUUGUUAUCAUCUGCUAACCUAACCAACUUAUUUACUUACAUUCCUAUCCAAAUUAUUUUUACGUAUUAAAAACAGAGGUAGCCCUAGUACUGCCCCCGCUGGAUGCCACUCUUAACAUCAGCCAAUUGUGAUAAGGUUCCUUGCACCGUCACCCUCUGCUACCUGUAUUUUAGUCAAUUCUGUAUCCAUUCUACACAUCACUUCCUGAAUUCAUACUUGUUUGGGUUUAAUUGUCAACCUCUUAUGUGGCACUUUAUCAAAUACUUUCUGAAAUUCAAGAUAAAUAAUCUGGGAUGCAAAACUCUGGUUGUAGCCUUUUGUUGCUUCCUCAUAGAAAUCCAACAUGACAGUCAAACAUGGCCUUCUUCUGAAACCAAUGAUCAUGGAAUUCCUAAAAUAUGCAUCAAGGUUUCAUAUCUGUAAUCACUCACCUGUUUAACAUUCUGUCAUAAACAUGAUCUGGUCCUGGUGAUAUUAAUCUCAGUCUUUAAUCUGAGCAACCCUUAACCCUCUACAAUUUUUCAUAUUCUUCAGUAACUCCUUCGUAGUUCCUUUUUCCAAUGGGACGUUAUACACUUCCUCACAUGGGAAAACCUGCAAAAAUGCAUUAUCUGUAUUCUUUACUGCGUUGGGUUGGCACCCUGCCCGGGAUUGAUUCCUGCCUUGUGCCGGCUGGGAUUGGCUCCAGCAAACCCCCAUGACCCUGUGUUUGGAUUCAGCGGGUUGGAAAAUGGAUGGAUGGAUGGAUGUAUUCUUUAAUUUCCUUGAAUAUUCCCGAUGUACUUUAGCUCUUCCUUGACUGUCCUUUUAUGCCGAACUACUGAAAGAAUCUCUUUGGUCAUCUUUCUCCUUAUCUGCCAUAUUCCUCUCUAACUGUUUUUUAGCCUCCCUAAUAUCCUUCUUAACCCUUUAACCGCCAACUCCCUAAAUAUUCCCCACGCCAGGCGAAAUCUGAACAAUUUUCGUUAUUUUACUUUUUUACAUUUAUUCAAGCAGUAUUGACCACUAAAUGUUGUGCAAGUUCUAGAAAUGGGCAAACACAUAAUAAAACACAAAAUGUACCUUUUCUCAGGCUUCCACAACAAUAAAUCAUCAACUGUAACUGACGGUCCUGGCAUGUAGGGCAACUGAAAUGCUUCAAAUAAAUGGUCAAUCAAAGGACGUAGCUUGAACAAGCGGUCGCGGUUUGGAUCUUUAUCUGGCUCAUUUCUGUUGUCAUUCAAAUGAAAGAAUUUCAGCAGCAAAGAGAAUCGGUUACGUGUCAUGAUAGCUGCAAAAAUAGGUGUUGCAUACAUAGGAUCUGUAGACCAGUACAUCAAUAUCUGGUUUUCUGAUUAUUCCCAUCAACAUCAAAAUCCCAAUGAAUUUUUUCAUUUCGUUUUCAUCAGUGUCUACCCAAGCACGAACACGGGAAUGUGGAGGUAAAUUGGGAUUUUUCUCAAUAAACUGUGCUGCAUACAGAUUUGUCUGAUGAGCAAAAUGUCUGAUCAAAUCAGGUGACACAAACAGCUCAUAAAACUGCUCAGCAGUGUAAUUGUUUACAUCAACAAUAAAGCCACACGUUGCCUCAAACGGAUGCAGAAAAGGUAGUUCACCUCGGGCAGCAGUCCAGUUGAGAUGCUGGGGAUACACCCACUCAUCACCGUCAUCCGAUGCGCCGUCAUUCAUAGUAUCAUGCAGCGCACGUUGCUGAUCAUCAUUGUCGCUAAAAUCUUCUUCAGAACUGCUACAAUCAUGAUCAGAAUUAUUGUCCAAAAUCGCCUGCAAAACCUCACUUGAAGUCAGUUUACGUUUUGCCAUAUUCACAGCUUUCACUUUCGAAUCACAUCACGUGAUCGGCCAAUACAAGCGCAGAGUUGUCAAAAUACAACGUAGUAAUAAUACCCACGCCAAACUGUCAGUUAUACUACGUGCCAGGCAUUCACAUAACCAGACAAAUGUGCCGGAUAAUUCUGGCAGUAAGGCGUCAACAUUAAAGCUACGAUGCCGGAUAUAUCCGGCAGAGGGCGGUUAAGGGGUUAAUGGUUGCACUCAUGUUCUCAAACACCCUAUUAUUUGUACUGGAUUCAUUAGUCUUAUACAGUAAUUCGUCUGUUUUUUUUUUUUUUUCCUUUGCAGACUUUGCCACAUUUGUUCAAAAUUUGCCCUAUCAAAGUUAAAUCUUUUGCAAGUUCUUUGCAUUUGCAUUUUUUUCAAAAUACUGAGAAUUUUUUUAUUUUACUAGACAUGAAGCCCGUUACAAUAAUGGGCGCUAGAACAGUAGUCCAUAAACAUUAGUAGGCACAGUCUAUAUUAAAUGGAAAGGGACCUUUUACCUCAUUAAAUUGUUUCCAUAAAAUGCCUGUAAUUUUCUCUGACAGUAAUACUGGCUUUGCUGUUCGUAAUAUGCGUUUAAUUUUAUGCGACAACAGUGGGCAAUCAGCAGAUUCUCCCCAGCAACUGAUGUAAUGUGCGCGAAAAUAAAUCUACUUAUACUUUACCGGGGCAAGCUUUCUUAAUCGCAAAUCUGACAUCCUCAGAGUGAACACUUGCACAACAAUGGGGAAGCUGGUCUCCGCGUCUCAGUACCCGAUUGGAUUUUUCGUUUUCUGUUUUAGGUCUUACCUCAUUUACAGAAAUGCGAUUGGAUCUGCCGCACGAUCUUUUAUAGGUCCCGCAGUCUCUGUCUUGUGUGACGUGUCAGGCGACCUUUGAAGCAACGCACCGUGCCCUGCGCAUGCGCACUUCACCAGAAGACAGACACACACACACACGGACACCUGGAUGCACACAGGGAUUUUAUUAAAGAGGAUGUUCAUUUGACCCUAGUGUUUCAAACACCUCUAUACUCUCAAUUCUAUCCUGAUUAUUACAAACUAUUAAACAUUUUGAAAGACAUCGUCACCCUGUGUUGGUAUGUUAAAGAGUUGCUCAUUACGUGUAUAAACUGCUGUCAUACUCCGUAGUUUGUAAGGAUAGCCCAGAGAAUAUUUGGGUAGUUAAAGUAUCCCAUGAAUAUUAGUGUUUUGUUAUUUACAGUACAGUAUUUUUACCUUUUUUUUUUUUUUACUGGUAAGUUUGAAAAAAAAUUCUUACAUAAAUAAAAUUACAUACAGUAUUUGACAUUUUUUCCACAAGGUUGGACAUUUUUAGUGCAUACCCCACUUACAUACAAAAUGAGUUUAUAAAUGUCUUCAUCUAUUGAACUUCUUUGUAACCCAAGUCCCACUUGCAUAUUCCAAUUUAUUUUGUCACUGGUUUGGAUAAAAUUGAAUUAGAGUUAGUUUGUUUUGUGUAAUUUGAGGUUCUACUGUACAUAGACAUUAUGGCACAAAAUUCACUGCGGCAAGGCACAGCACUGGUAAAGACACCGCACAAAACAACUGCUUGGAUUAUUUAAAGGCUCCAAGCUAGAAAAGCAGAGACUAACAAAGAAUUACAAAAAGAAUAAAACAGGUGGCUUGAAAAUGAAGGAGCAAGUAGAUUGUCUGGUGGGGACUUCAAGUUUCAACUCGGUAUAUUGUUUGAACCACUAUUUAAGAACAAAAAGAUAAAGGAUUUUUUUUUUUUUUUUAAAUGUGUAUUCUCAUGUAAAUUUAGAUAUUAUUAAAAGGCUUAUUGCUUCUUUUCUAUAAAGAAUCGUUCUUUUACAGUGCAAGGCACCCACUCAUCCUCUGUAAAUGGAUCCAUGAAUCCUUAGUCUUUACAGCACAUUAAAAAAUUAAUCCCAGUCACAAAACAAGAAUACCAUCCAAAAACAUUAAAAAGUAAAAAUGAAACAAAAUGGCAAAGUAUAUGUAUUGUAAGAGGACAAGAGAAAGAAAAAGGUUUAGGGUGACACAAUGACAACCCAUAUAUUGUAAGUGGAAAAUAAUUAAUGCAGCCUUUCAGCAAAAGAAUGUCCCUAAGGAUGCGAGUCUCAAAUUAAACUAUCCAAGAUGGUGACACUUCUGGUUAAAUGCCAGCCAGGCAGGAAGAGGCAGGUCCAGGUGGAUGGAUACCGGAAGUGACAUCAGAGGUGGCGAGUUUGGGAGAGGGAGGAAGAGAAGAGGCAUUA